CCUACUUCUUUUCCCUUCUAUCUCACACUCUCCCACUCACAUCCCAUCAAAGCAACAGAAAAAAGCAUGGUGCACACUGUAGAACAACAAGCCGUCGAUACGAUCCGUGUCUUGGCUGCGGAUAUGACGCGUGGUGCCAACUCGGGUCAUCCUGGUGCACCCAUGGGUUGUGCUCCUAUGGCCAAUGUCUUGUAUACAAAGCAUUUGAACGUGAACCCAAAGAACCCAAAGUUCAUCAAUCGCGAUCGAUUCGUGUUGUCCAAUGGCCAUGGUUGUGCUCUUCAAUACAUCCUUUUGCACCUUAUGGGAUUUGACGUGACUUUGGAUGAUCUCAAGAACUUCCGUCAGGUCGGUAGCAAGACGCCUGGCCAUCCCGAGGCCACCGAUACUCCUGGCUUGGAAGUUACUACUGGUCCACUUGGUCAAGGUAUUUCAAAUGCCGUCGGUCUCGCUGCUGCGCAAGAACACCUUGCUGCCAAGUACAAUCGCCCCAACUUUGAUAUCUUUAGCAACUAUACCUACGUAAUCCUUGGUGAUGGUUGUCUCCAAGAAGGUGUUGCCCUUGAAGCCAUCUCUCUUGCUGGUCACUGGAAGCUGGGCAAGUUGAUUUGUUUGUAUGACUCCAACAAGAUAACCAUUGAUGGUCAGACAAAUAUCUCGUUCACUGAGGAUGUACGAAAGCGCUUCGAAUCUUGUGGAUGGCAUACUUCGGCCGUUGCAGAUGGUAAUAGUGAUCAAGAAGGUAUCGCAAAGGCCAUUGAAGAAGCCAAAGCUGUCACUGACAAACCCUCGUUGAUCGAGAUCUCCACCACCAUCGGUUAUGGCUCGCUUAUUCAAGAUACAUCCAAGGCCCACGGGUCUCCCUUGUCAGCUGAUGACAUUAAGCAACUCAAGGAAAAGUUUGGUUUCAAUCCAGAAGAGAAAUACGCAGUACCCCAAUCGGUUUACGAUUUGUAUGCUCAACGCACCAAGCACGGUGAAGAGUAUGAGGGUGCCUGGAACACUUUGUUUCAAAAGUACAGUCAAGAAUAUCCUGCCGAAGCUGCAGAAAUCAAGCGACGCUUCGCUGGUGAUCUGCCUGAGGGCUGGGAAAACGCGCUUCCUCGAUUCACACCUAGCGAUCCUGCGGUGGCAUCCCGCAAGGCAUCCGAAAUCGUACUGAACGCUUUGGCUGCCGCCAUCCCUGACUUUAUGAGUGGAUCUGCCGAUCUCAGCUCUUCCAACCUGGUCCGCUGGAAGACUGCUUCUCCUUUCCAAAACCCAUCCACGGGCCUUGGCGAUUAUAAGGGACAGUAUCUGUUCUAUGGUGUACGUGAGCACGGUAUGUUUGCAGUCAUGAACGGUAUGGCUUGCUACGGAGGUAUUAUUCCAAUCGGUUCCACCUUCCUCAACUUUUUGACAUACGGCUGGGGUGCUGUUCGUCUUUCCGCCCUGACUCACUUGCGGGUUCUCUAUGUCAUGACCCACGAUUCUAUCGGCCUUGGCGAAGACGGUCCUACGCAUCAGCCAAUUGAGACUCUUGCUCUUACCCGCGCCACUCCUAACUUGCUGACGUUCCGUCCUGCUGACGCGAACGAAGUUGCGGGUACAUACAAAGUUGCAUUAAGUGCCCGCCAUCGACCCUCUGUUUUGGCACUCUCCCGCCAGGCCUUGCCCAAUUUAGAAGGAUCCUCCCUGGAAGCUGUUUCCAAAGGCGCAUAUGUAUUGCAAGACCAACCCAACGCAAAGGUCAUCAUCACUGCCACCGGUUCCGAGGUAUCUCUUGCUGUUGAAGCAGCCAAUGUCUUGAACGGCCAAGGUGUUCCCACGCGUGUUGUGUCGAUGCCUUGCACAGAGCUGUAUGAUGAGCAGCCUGCCGAGUACAAGAAGUCUGUCUUUACAACAGGAACACCUGUGGUUUCUGUCGAGGCACUUGGCGUGAUUGGUUGGGAGCGUUAUGCACAUGCCUUUGUUGGCAUGACUGAUGGUCAAGGAAACAAUGUGUUUGGCGCUUCUGGCCCGAUUCAGGACUUGUACAAGAAGUUUAACAUCACAACGGAUGUCGUGGUCAAAAAGGCACAGGAUACUGUUGCCCACUUUGCAAAGCUUGGCUAUGUUCCUGAACUUGGUGUCACCAUUUGAAGGGAAAACCCCCAAGCAACACCUUCCCCUCCCAGC
This is a messenger RNA of Zychaea mexicana, 2157 nucleotides long. Its product is annotated as transketolase. Gene Ontology annotation, cellular component: cytosol. Gene Ontology annotation, biological process: pentose-phosphate shunt. Gene Ontology annotation, molecular function: transketolase activity. NCBI's taxonomy places the organism in Eukaryota, Fungi, Mucoromycota, Mucoromycetes, Mucorales, Lichtheimiaceae. The transcript is spliced from 11 exons. The record is from RefSeq and is a predicted model, not a curated record. Bases 67 to 2121 code for a protein of 684 amino acids.